GAAACAUAAAAUAACAAACUUGCUCGUUCUACGGCUUGAUGUUCCAAGUGGGUGAUAUAGGUCUGGUGGAUGGUCAGACAGGCGUUUCAACUGUUGACUUUCUCAUUCUCGCCUGCAAUCAAACAUCAUUUAAUCAAAUGAUACUCCACGGUCGCUUAGAUAUGACGUCAACUAUUUACCGAAGCACCUACUAUCUAUGCUGAACACGUAAUCACACUUACCCUGCCUUUAUACUGUGGGGCAGUUCUCUUUAGCUAAACAAGCCAUCCGCUUAUAACUUGACAACUGUUUAUCGCCUAUUGUUGAGCCGACUAACAGCACACCGUUAUAUACGGAGUUCCCCCUUGCAGCGAUCCUACGGCUGUAUUUUGUUGGCUUCUUUGUCGCUUCAUCGAUCGACAAAGGAGGGAGGUCUUCUUUGAUGGUGCAGUGAAUAAGCAUCUUGACAAGCUAAGCUCUAUGAAGUAUUUAGUUCCAUCGUGAUCGAUCUCCCGUCUUGAAUUGACCAGAAACCGGACUAUUAUAGAGUCGGUAACUGACAGCAGCCUACCUAGCAACAGGGGAUAAAACACGCUGCUUCUGAUUGUAUUUGAAAAAAAAAUCCCCCUCCCCCCGCUGCUGAAGUGUAUGAUUUGGAUGCGUCUUAGAAACCUCUGUGUAGCUUUACAAAGAUGUGCAUAUUAAAAAAUGGGCGGGAUGGAGAGUUUGUGUCGUCCAAGUCUGAACAGUUGAAUCAAUGAAGCAAACUUGAAGAGAAAUUUUGGGCCCAUUUUCAGACCGACAAUGAUGUCUGUGCCAGGAGAAGUAUCGCCUAGACCAGUCGGUAGUCCGUUUGGUGUUGAACUGCCAUCAAUCAAGGGCCGAGGAAUUAGAGAAAAACCAGCAGUAGCGGCAGCCAACACCGGGGACUGGCAGAACAGACAUGUUGGAUACCAAGGCCGGGCGACACAAGACAUGCCAACAAACUCCUCUGGUAGCGCGGGUGGUAAUAAUAGGCCCAUGCCUGAUGUUGAAAAGUUGGAAAACCAAAGCCAGGAUAAGCCAACGGCUUCCAGUGCAGGGAAGCGGUUCAGAAACGGCAAAGUGCAUCCUGUGGACACGGUGUCUGUGGCGGAGUCCCGGGUGACCGGACUGAGUGACGAUGAGGAUUCCAACGGGGUAAGCACCGUCGACCUGGCCGCCUCGACCCGGCGCAGCUCUACCCUCUGGACGUCCCUCCGAGCCGCGGUCAAUUUCAACUCGACCUUCCUGGCCAGGAAGAGGGCCAAGAACUCCACGCAGAGGGUGGAUUCCUUCCUGGAGAAGUUCACCAUCAGGGGGAGAGAGACGACUGGGUAUGACGACCCAGAGAGCGAUGCGAAACACGGCGAGAAACACGAAGUGGACGCUGAACCCAGAACCUUCACCAUAGACCCUGAUGGUAAUUUCAUGUUUUACUGGCUCCUUGUGAUCACCAUAGCCUUUGAGUACAAUGUUUGGUUCCUUAUCGCUCGCGAGGCGUGGCCAGGCUUGCAGGACGCGGGAGGAGUGGCCUGGUUCGUCUUGGACUACUUCUUCGAUUUCAUCUAUCUCUUGGAUAUAUGCGUCCAGUUCCGGACCGGCUAUCUCGAGCACGGUAUCCUGGUGAAAGACGGUAAGUUUCUCGCCAAGCACUACAUGAGAUCGUGGAGCUUCGCGUUGGAUCUCCUGGCGCUGACACCACUGGAUUUCCUGUACAUCAUCAACGCGACUAGGCUGCAUCCCAUAGUUCGAUUCCCUCGGCUCCUCAAGGCCUACCGAUUGAUUGCCUGGUAUUACAUGGCCGAGGCCAAAGCCACCUUACCCGCUGUCUUCCGCAUCGUCAACAUCUGCCAUGUGCUGCUUGUCCUGGUCCACUGGUUUGCCGCGUUCUACUUCUUGUUCUGUGAGAGGAUCGGAUUCGGCAGCGGGGAUUGGGUGUACCCAUUUCCGGAGGGCGAGUUCAAUUCCACGACUAGGAUGUAUCUCAUGUCCUUCUACUGGUCCACACUGACGCUGACCUUGCUUGGCGAUAUACCCGUACCGUCCUCGGAAUGGGAGUACGUCUUCCAAAUUAUCAGUUACCUGAUUGGAGUGGUUGUGUUUGCCACAAUUGUUGGACAAGUUGGCAUCGUCAUAGAAAAUCGCAAUUCAUUGAGAUUGGAAUUUGAACGCCACGUGGAUAACGCCAAGAAGUACAUGAGGACGUACAAAGUUGCUAAAGAUGUUCAAAACCGGGUUUUACUUUGGUAUUUCCACUCGUGGAAAAGGUCAAGAACGGAUGUCGACAGUCUUGGGCCUUUACCAACAAAACUAAGAACAGAACUGGCAAUCCAUGUCCAUCUGAAGACGCUUAAAAAGGUCAACAUCUUCAGGGAGUGCCCUCCAGAGUUUCUUCACGACCUCGUUCUCAAGAUGCACACGUGUAUCCACACGCCUGGGGAUCUGGUUUGUCGCCGCGGGGAGGUCGCCCGGGAAAUGUUCAUCAUCACAGAUGGACUUCUCGAAGUUGUUCGAUCCGAUGGAGAGAUUCUUACAACACUUCAACCUGGAGACUUCUUCGGCGAAAUCGGCAUUUUGAAUCUAGAGGGCACAGCAAACAGACGGACGGCUGACGUGAGAUCGGUGGGCUACUCGGAACUCUUCACCCUCUCCAAGGGUGAUGUACUUGAUACACUGAGAGACUUCCCACAAGCGCAGGAGAAGCUCGAGGAAGAGGCUAGGAGACGGCUGAGCACGAACCGUAAGUCGCCCCCAUCCAGGACCCGUGGCAGACGGAGAGGGGACUCCAGCUGUACCGAAGCAUCGGACGUGGAACGACUGGUAACCAAAGCUACCGAAGGAGGGCGGGAAAAGAUUACUCCAGUUAAAUCAAGACAGCAACUUGUCUCAUCGCCCGAUGCCAGUCCCUCCUUAUCGCGUGUGGGCGCCCCCAACGGCGGUAAUUUGUACCGCCCUCUGCCGUCACCACGAGCAGUUUGGCCGAGACCCAAGCCCGAGGUCUCGCUGAAACCAUCGCGGCGAAAGCGAGGCUCCCGGGGCAGUGCGAGCUCCAGGGACAAAGAUGACGAGGCAUGGCUGGCAGACGUGGUUGCGACGGUGCAAGAAAAACUCCAAGAAAGAUUGGAUCAUUUUAACAAGGAGAACCGACAACAAGCCUUCCGCAUCCGGAAACUUGAAGACGAACUGAAGACGAAAGAGGAAGAAAAGAGCAAGAAAGACGAGGAAAUCGAGAAACUCAAGGAGAGAAUUCUGCUACUGGAGGACCUCUUGAAAACAGCUGACGUUACAGUGUCCUGACGUGGAAAGACGCCUGCACUGAUAGAGCUAAGAGACUGACACAAAUCUGUGAGAUCGGACCAUAGAUGAAAACAUUAUUCUUCCCUCGAAUGUUUACUAAAAGUAAACAAGAGUUCUUUUACUUUUGUGGAGCGAAAAAGUAAGAUGUGAAAUGGAUUCCCAAUGGCCCAAGGCUGUGCAUUAUAUCCGCUUUUGUUCCGUUUAUAAGUUUGUCAAACAGAUCCGACUCUGCUAAUUUCAGUGAUGCUAAGUGGAGACAUGUUUUGUGGUCUUGCUACAAACGAAGACAAACAUCGAACACUCAUUGUUUUGAAUUACUUUUAGGAAGAUUUUGUGUCUACAUGCUGUAAGGUAAUCUGCAGCAUGUCGUAUUUUUUCUAUUAUAGUAUCCUUAUUGUGCAAUCCGGAAUCUCUAUUUAUAGUUAUACAUGUAUAUAUGCUUUAUUACGUAAGAAUAUAUUCUAUAAUUUGAUGCUGUGAACAAUCACCGGUUUAGUUUAGAUUUUUUUAUAUUUAUAUUUCGAUACUUUUCAAGAUUAUUAAAGUCAUUUUGCAAGCUCUUAUUUCAUUUGAAGUGCAAGUAUUACAGAGGCCUACUUAGUUUAAGUUUGUACCAUUCACCAUUCUGUGAGGGCGCUAAUUCCGUUCCCGAAAUUGUGUGCAGGAAAUGCAGAAUCAUAUUAAUGAUCGAAGGAACAUUGGCGGGGGGG
This is a messenger RNA of Patiria miniata (bat star), 4007 nucleotides long. Its product is annotated as cyclic nucleotide-gated cation channel alpha-3-like. Gene Ontology annotation, molecular function: protein-containing complex binding; monoatomic ion channel activity. The transcript is spliced from 12 exons. NCBI's taxonomy places the organism in Eukaryota, Metazoa, Echinodermata, Asteroidea, Valvatida, Asterinidae. Gene Ontology annotation, biological process: monoatomic ion transport; transmembrane transport. The record is from RefSeq and is a predicted model, not a curated record. Gene Ontology annotation, cellular component: membrane. The coding region runs from base 784 to 3297 and encodes 837 amino acids.